Colletotrichum phormii is the source of this 1589-nucleotide messenger RNA. RefSeq lists its product as uncharacterized. Lineage: Eukaryota; Fungi; Ascomycota; Sordariomycetes; Glomerellales; Glomerellaceae. The record is from RefSeq and is a predicted model, not a curated record. The transcript has 4 exons. The coding region runs from base 427 to 1191 and encodes 254 amino acids.
AACUGGCUACAGCGGCCAGACAGCUGCCCUGUGAAACCUUGGACAAUCUUGGACAACCUAGGGCAUCCGUGGAACAGCUCGGCACAUGUUGAUGUCAGAUGGUUUACCCCUCCUCUUGUACAAGAAGUGAGGGUAUUCCAUACGGUCACUUCGGCCUGAACUUUGGUCUUCCUCUUCUAACCUCUCGUCACCUCUCACUCGUCCUUCAUCCAUACUUCCCAAAUACCAAACCUUUUUUUUUUGCCUGUAAUAUCUGUACUACACAUCAACUCUAACGAGUGAUCCUUUCUCAUUUCCUGUUCAAUUCCCACAAUUCGGAUCCUACACCCCACGAACAAGUCAAACCACGCCCUGUCUAGUAUCUAGACGAGACGACGACGACGACUACGACCGCGACAUCGCCAACCUCGACCCGAAAUUCUCACAAUGGCACCACUUACGCCCCAUUGGACCCAGCCGUCCCACCCGGACGUCCAGGAUGUCAUCAAGGCGAGCGAGACAGAGUUCCUCACCAAGAGCUUCUCCAAGGUCUCUCUGCCGCCCUUUGCCGUUUACGCAAAGAUGUCCUUCCCGCCAUGCGACCUGGCCGACGAGCCGACGUAUGCCACUGUUCAGUGCGGCAAGGCCAAGCACUUGAACCUCAACAGUGACCUGCUGUACAUUAACCACUCAUGCGAACCAUCUCUUAUUUUUGACACGGGCAACUUUAAUGUCCUGGCUGGCCCGAAAGGACUUCAGCCCGGCGAUGAACUGACUUUCUUCUACCCCUCCACGGAAUGGCACAUGGCCCAGCCGUUUGACUGCUUCUGCGGCACCCCCUCGUGCCGUGGCACGAUCGGCGGCGCACGCGACAUGGCCCGCGACAAGCUCGAGGGCCUCUGGCUCAACGGCCACAUCCGCGAGCUCCUCGAGGAGCGCGACUCGGGGGCUCGCUCUGAGAACGACGACCCCACGGCCCAGGCGCUGAGAGAUGCCCUCAAGGCCGCCGAGAGCGUCGUCGAGGCAGCCCGCUCCGCGCUGAGGAGCUACACCGAGGCUACUACCGGCAGCAACAGCAACGGAGCCCAGCAGCAGCAGCAACAGCAUCAGCAGACGGCCAAGAACGGCGUCAAUGGCUCAAAGGCCGGUCGCAACGGUGCUAGUGCCAGGGAGUUGGGAGGCGAGCUUGGCGGCGACACGCGCGCUGCGUAGAUGGGAUCGGGCUCAAUGUUCUCUUUUGUAUUCCUAUCCAUCCAUGCCUGUUUCUGAAAAUCAAAACGGUGAUGGGAGGGGGCUGCUGUGACUUUGGCCCGUGACGUGUAGGAGGGACAACUCAACUUGUAUUCUUCGCACUCUUUUCUCUUUUUGCGAUGUUUUCUUUCCUACUUUAUUGAUGCUAAAUUCAACAUGUCGCUUUUUCUUCUUACUGCAAGCACGAGGUUCGAAUGGAGCCUUGAGAUGAGAUGAGAUGGUCGAGUUGAGGAUCGUACAAAAUGAAAUGGGGACACAAAAAACAGAGGGUUAUGUUAGAAGACAUGAGAGGUAGCCAUCAUACAUUAUUAAACCCACAACUAAGUGUCUCAAUCACCGCAAAUGCCACGACUGUAGAA